Dermacentor silvarum is the source of this 3991-nucleotide messenger RNA. RefSeq names its product ABC transporter C family member 3-like. Gene Ontology annotation, cellular component: membrane. Bases 1 to 3978 code for a protein of 1325 amino acids. Gene Ontology annotation, molecular function: ABC-type transporter activity; ATP hydrolysis activity; ATP binding. NCBI's taxonomy places the organism in Eukaryota, Metazoa, Arthropoda, Arachnida, Ixodida, Ixodidae. The record is from RefSeq and is a predicted model, not a curated record. The transcript has 22 exons. Gene Ontology annotation, biological process: transmembrane transport.
AUGUCCGACCUUUCCCGCUUCCGGCAUCUUCUCGUCAACCUUCUGACAAAGCGCAAGCACGUCCUGAAUAUAAGUCACAUAGGACUCCGUGGAAGCCUGAACUCGGCAAGGAAGGUCUUUCUGCGCGGCACGCCGGCAGCCAACAAGCUUGCCAAGCAAAUCAGUGAGCUUUUGUUCGCAGAAGUCCCAGCUGGUGAGCACCUCUUUGUGGGUCUCAAACCAGAUGCCCAAGGCGUGCGCAGCCCUUAUCAUUUCAUCUGGUUGCUCAUUCGUCACGGUUGGCAAGAGCAAGUGUGGUCGAUCGCCGUCGCGAUCGUGUACUAUUUGUCCAUCCUGCUGCGGAUUCCACUUUUUCAGGGCCUGCUCGCUGGCGGUGGCGCCGGCCUCUCCUUCAACCAAGCCGUGCUCUUGCUGGCUGCCUCGUGUGUCGCAGAGGGCCUCGUGUGCAGCUUCUGCGUCAACCUUUCCGUCCGGUGCCAGACCAGAGCUCAACUAUUGUUGCAGACGGCUCUCUUCAAGAAGGUGACCUGCCUUUCCGCCUCAGGCAUAGCGGCCAACCCUUCGGGCUUCGUGUCAACGCUGCUCAUCGCUGAUGCCUGGCUGGUGUCUCUCUACACAAGUUUUUUAGCGAACGCCGGCGUGGGACUUUUGUGUAUUCCGGUCGUCUUGUCUACUCUGGCACACGAAAUGGGUUACGAACCCGCCUGCGCAUGUCUUGUCUGGAUAGCGGCGGUCGCAUUGGCUUGCACGGUCAUAGUACCGCUGCUCUACAACAGUUGUAGGGUACUGUACAGGUUUCGAGAUGAACGCCUAAAGAAGUUCACCGACUUCCUUCUGUCCAUAAGGCCGAUCAAAAUGUCCGCCCUCGAAGGUGUAUUUCAGGACAGCCUUCUUCAUCUCAGAGUGAAGGAAAUUAACCAGGCCUAUCGUGUCAACAUUCUGGAGAUACUUCUCGAAACACUGUUUAGUGCAUCGAGUACUCUGAUGAUAAUCAUUGCUUUUGGAACCGUGUCGUUUACAAAGCCAGAUGCCACUUUCAGCCCCGCUGUCAUGUUUUCAUGUGUAUACAUGCUCACAAUAAUGGAUACUUUGGCAACUGGUGCUCCGCACGUCCUCAGACUAAAAAGCUCGCUGUUCCGAAGCUGUAGAAGACUGAUAUCCUUUUUCAAAGAGGAAGAGUACAGCAGGGUGGAAGACGAAAACCGACAUUCUCCUAACGUCACAGUCGGCGAGGUCACAUUGAAGGACUGCUCGUUCGCUUGGGCCAAGAGGGAUGAAAAAGUGGAAAAUCCUGCCUUGGAUGCUAUCAGCCUGUUGGUUGAGAGGGGCUCGCUCGUUGGCAUCGUGGGCCCAGUGGGCAGCGGCAAGUCUUCCCUCCUGUCAGCCAUCGUUGGAGACAUGAGACAUCUGAGCGGCACUGUCUCUGUUAACGGCUCAAUUGGCAUUGUGUCUCAAGCGCCACAAAUAUUAAAUAUGACCAUACGAGACAACAUAACCUUCGGGCGCAAGUUCGAAGAGCUGUACUACGCUAAAGUUGUGGAAGCUUGCCAACUCUAUCGUGACAUUAACAUGAUGCCAGCAGGAGAUCUCACCGAAGCUGGGGAUAAGGGUGAAAUGCUGAGCGGCGGCCAGAAGCAGCGAGUGGCGCUAGCACGGGCAGUGUACUCGUGCAGCGACAUCUACCUGCUGGACGAUCCGACCAGCUCCCAAGACGUUCGCGUGGCACACAGCAUCGUGCAGCAAGUACUCGCACACGGUGGCCUCCUUACUAACAGGACACGAGUCCUGGUUACGAACAACUUAAGCCUGCCCUUAUCUCCAAACCAAUGGGUGUUAAUGCACGCGAAGAAAGGAAUCACGUUUCGUGAUUUCAAAGAAUUGAAAGACCACCCCGAUGCACCUGCGGAAUUAUUUGAAAACCCGACUUCAAAGCGUCUGCCGGAGCGCACAAACAGCUUGAAAUCAACUUCUCAAACAUUCACAAACCCCGUGCCGGCAAUCAUGUGGCUGCACAUUCUGAAAUUUUCUUAUUUCCAACAUUUUCUCGUUGAAAAAGUGAAUUUGUCACUAACGCAUUGCCUUUAUAGGCACAGCGAAGAACAUUUAGAAGAAAGCGGGGAGCAAAUGAACGUCAUCAAAGAAGAAGGAAUGUCAAGCAAGGGAUUCUUUGAAAUCGUGCGAGCGUACUUCAAGUACUCUGGUGCAUGCGCACCGGUGGCACUGUUAUCCCUGGCAGCGAGUGCCGUAUUUGUGGCCUGUCAAAUGCUUUGCAUUAAGGCGUGGGCGGCGACGAUGAUAAGCGACACCGCAAACACAACGCACUCAGGCCGGAGCAUUAUUCGUUGGCUCGCCGUGUUUUGCAUUGGAGAUGUUAUCCUGAGGCUCGCCGGGGGCACGCUGUUGGCUCGUGCCAAUCACCACCGCUCCCUGAAGCUCCACGCGGACAUGCUGGAGCGGGUCGCCGGCAGUGCGCUCUCUUUCUUCGACGCUACGCCGAGGGGCCGGAUCUUCAAUCGUUUCGCCACGGAUCUGGAGAUAAACGACACUCGUGUAUUUAUGUUCUUCAAGCAGUUUCUGCAGAACCUCUUGUACGUGUUCGCCCGUCUCGCUGUGAUAGGGACCCAGGUGCCCUUCGUCUUCGGCCUUACCGUUUGUGCAGAGGUUAUUUUGCUAUUUUGCAUGCGCUAUCUGAUACGUGCCACGAUGUAUGGACGCCUCUACGAAAGCACCCAGUUGUCUCGAGUGCUUCAGCACCUGACCGAGACACUCGAGUGCGUAGGCCUGAUGCGUUGCUACGGUGUCAUGGAACGUUUCUGCGCUCGGUUCCGCCGAAUGUUAAACACAUACCUGGAGUCAUUCAACCUGUUUGUUUACUGCUUCGCUAUAGGCCGCCUCAUCAGUACCAUCUGCGCCCUAGUGGUCAUAGUGCUCACCGUAGCUAUAAUUGUGGCGCCGGCCCGUGACGACCCAGGUGCUGCUGCAAUGGCUGGCCUGUCCCUGCUGUCGGCAUUCACGGUUCCAUUUGCAACGGUGGUGGUCUUCCUUGGCGGCUUCUGGAACGCGACGGGAGACGCUGCUUUCCAGAGGACCCUGGAAUAUACAGAGUUACCUUUGGAGAAGGAAGUUCUUACCGAACGCAAGGAUUCCACCGGUCACCCCAAACACGAAAGCCCUCGGAUUUUUGUUCAGCCCUACGAUGACUUGUGGCCCAGCAAAGGGGUCGUGAGCUUCGAAAAUUUCAGCGCAUCCUAUCGACCAGGGAUCACCGACGACACGCUCAAAGGUAUAUCCUUUGUAGCAGAAGCGGGACAGAAGCUGGCUAUCGUCGGGAGGACGGGUGCCGGAAAAUCAUCGCUUGUACUUGCACUUCUGCGCAUGAUCCAGCGCACAUCAGGAACGAUCACCAUUGACGGAGUAGAUAUACACACAGUUCCGUUGAAUCGCCUUCGGACUGUAAUAAGCGUUAUACCGCAGGACUAUUCAAUGUUUACUGGGACGUUACGUGAAAACUUGGACCCCCAAGGCAGCCACUCAGACGAAGUGCUCUGGAGAGUUCUUAGGAACGUGCACCUAAGUGACUUCGUCGAAACGACGCCUGAAGGGCUGUCAUUCUCCGUGUCUCAAAAGGGGGAAAACCUGAGUGCUGGUCAGCGACAACUGGUGGCACUCGCUCGUGCCCUCCUGCGAGCCACGAAAAUUUUGGUGCUGGACGAAGCCACCUCCCAGAUGGACUCCGACACAGAGCGCAGGGUGCAGGCGAGUUUGAGGGAGAGCUUCGCGCACUGCACCGUUAUCACGAUAGCGCACCGCAUCGACACCAUACUAGACUACGACAGGGUCGUCGUCAUGGGUGACGGUCGAGUGCUGGAGUUUGGUGGUGUGCGAGAACUGCUGACCAACCCAUGUUCCGUGUUUCGUAGUAUUGUUACCAGCGCUGGAAUUGACGUGGAGAAAAGGAUAUCAAACAUGACAUCUUAAUAAAACUACUCCA